UAAUCAAGUAGCUUUUGUUUACACUUCAAGUUGCGUUAAUGCUACAUUUGGACAAUAUUUGGACAACAAAACUUGUAUAACACUGAAAUGCUUAAUCGCUGAUUUGGUUUACUCGUUUUUUCUGAAUGAGCUUACUUCUUGAACAGUUUCUUUUAUAUUCUUUGUGUCCAUAAUUCCUUUACUCCUAUUCAGCCCAGUUUUGGUUAUUUUGUGAGUGGAUAUCAUUUCAAACAAAGCCUUAUGAUCAAAGCGAAAUCCCGAUAACUGAUUUUAUCCUGUUGAAGUUUCAGUCUUUUUACUUGUUUUACCAUCCAAUUUUUUAAUCAUUCACUCAGGCAACUUUGGAAAGGAACUAAUACUCGUUUAAUACGAAGCCAACCAUAAUUCUCUUACAACAACCAUGAAGAUGUUAUUUGCUGUGGUCACUUUACUUACUUUUUUCUCAUUGAAGGUUGAUGGUCAACAAGCGGACAAGGUAUCCUUAGGAGUCUAUUAUGAAACAUUGUGUCCAGAUUCAAUCGCUUUCAUAACCUAUCAAUUAUACCCAACCAUCCAAUCUCUCGGACUCGAGAAAAUUAACGUUGAUCUUGUUCCUUUCGGCAAAGCAUCCUGGACUGAAAGUGGAUCUACAAUCUCAUUCAGCUGUCAACAUGGCGAAAGGGAAUGUAAAGGAAACAAAAUCCAAGCCUGUGCCAAAUCUGAACUUGAUACUUCUGCUUUAAUCAAAUUCGUUAACUGCAUGGAGAGUGCAAGUUCACCUGAUCGAGCUGGCAAAUCUUGUGCCCAAAAACAAGGCUUAAACUACACCACCAUUGAAAACUGUGCCAAUGGAGCGAAAGGAUCGCAACUACUCAAGGAGCAAGGAGUUGCUACCAAAUCUUUGGUCCCAAAACCCAAUUUCAUCCCAUGGAUCACUGUUAACAAUCAACACACCAGUGAUAUACAAAACCGAGCUCUCGACGAUCUUAAAGGCCUUUUAUGUGAUUCUUUCCCUCAAGGAGCAACUAAACCAAGUGGAUGCAAAUAGAAGUACAAACUAAAUUCUGGAAUCCUACCGCUGAUUAUACUAAAUACAAAUAAAUACUUAUAAGAAAUAAUUUGUUCUACCAGAUUGCUUAUGUUAAAUCUGCUCUUUUUUAUAGCCUAAUGCUUGAAAUCGACGAAUUGUCAUAAUAAAAUGCAAUUGUGAUCAUGAAAAAAA
Molecule: messenger RNA, 1201 nt
Organism: Tetranychus urticae (two-spotted spider mite)
Lineage: Eukaryota; Metazoa; Arthropoda; Arachnida; Trombidiformes; Tetranychidae
Product: gamma-interferon-inducible lysosomal thiol reductase
Molecular function (GO): oxidoreductase activity, acting on a sulfur group of donors, disulfide as acceptor
Source: RefSeq, a predicted model, not a curated record